CCAAUCACCUCGGGCUCCCAUUUGAUUGGAAGGCGGCAAAGGCUUUAAUCUCCCCCUCGGUGCAGCUGCUUUUGAAGUGAGUUUCCUCGCCAGAGCCCCGGCUGGACAGGCAGCGGCUCACAUCGCAGAGCGCAGCGCCAGCGCUGGGCCGCGAGUGCGCAGCGCAGGGGCACAGUCCGAGGAGGACACCGCGAGCCACCCAGCACUCCUGCAGUCGGGCCGGCUCCUCCCGCUCGGCCGCGGCUCCGCUGCGGGCCACCCAGGAUUAUUCGCUUCUGGCUCCAGGCGCCGAGAAGGCGCGCUGGGCGCCCCUGGCCGCCGCGCCAGCUCCUCCUCCUGCUGCUGCUCCUGCUCCCCGGGCGAGCGCGCAGCCCCGAGCCCGCCCCGAGCCUCCCGGAGCCCUCCCCCCGCUGCUCCCAUGCGCGCGGGUGGGUCAUGAGCACAGCGCCCUCGCUUUCUGCCCUAAGAAGCAGUAAGCACAGCGGCGGCGGCGGCGGCAGUGCGGACCCUGCCUGGACCAGCGCGCUCUCUGGAAAUAGCUCUGGCCCCGGCCCAGGCUCGUCCCCGGCCGGCAGCACCAAGCCUUUUGUGCACGCCGUGCCCCCCUCUGACCCUCUCCGCCAGGCUAACCGCCUGCCCAUCAAGGUGCUGAAGAUGCUGACGGCACGGACUGGCCAUAUUUUGCACCCCGAGUACCUGCAGCCCUUACCGUCCACUCCCGUCAGCCCCAUUGAGCUUGAUGCCAAGAAGAGCCCGCUGGCGCUGUUGGCGCAAACAUGCUCGCAGAUCGGGAAGCCCGACCCCUCGCCCUCCUCCAAACUCUCCUCGGUCGCCUCCAAUGGGGGCGGCGGGGGCGGUGCCGGCGGCGGUGCUGGGGGCGACAAGGACGCAAAGUCGGGCCCCCUCAAGCUGAGCGACAUCGGCGUGGAAGACAAGUCGAGUUUCAAGCCGUACUCUAAACCCGGCUCGGAUAAGAAGGAGCCGGGAGGCGGCGGCGGCGGGGGCGGCGGGGGCGGCGGAGGGGGGGUUUCGGCGGAGAAGUCCGGAUUCCGGGUACCGAGCGCCACCUGUCAGCCAUUCACGCCCAGGACAGGCAGCCCAAGCUCCAGCGCCUCGGCCUGCUCGCCUGGAGGCAUGCUGCCUUCGGCCGGGGGCGGCCCAGAGGGCAAGGACGACAAGAAGGACCCCGACGCUGGCGGCGGCGGUGGCAGCAGCAAGGGCUCCGGGGGUGCCUCGGCCGAAGGUGGACCCACGGGAUUGGCGCACGGCCGGAUUAGCUGCGGCGGCGGGAUUAAUGUGGACGUGAACCAGCACCCAGAUGGGGGCCCCGGGGGCAAGUCUCUAGGCUCGGACUGCGGCGGAUCAUCGGGCUCCAGCUCCGGCUCGGGCCCCAGCGCGCCCACCUCCUCCUCGGUGCUGGGCUCUGGGCUGGUGGCACCUGUAUCGCCCUACAAGCCGGGCCAGACAGUGUUCCCUCUGCCUCCCGCGGGCAUGACCUACCCAGGCAGCCUGGCUGGGGCCUACGCCGGCUACCCGCCCCAGUUCCUGCCACACGGCGUGGCGCUCGACCCCACCAAGCCCGGCAGUCUGGUUGGGGCGCAGCUGGCGGCGGCCGCGGCGGGCUCUCUAGGCUGCAGUAAGCCGGCCGGCUCGAGCCCCUUGGCCGGGGCGUCGCCGCCGUCCGUGAUGACAGCCAGUUUGUGCCGGGACCCGUACUGCCUGAGCUACCACUGCGCCAGCCACCUGGCAGGGGCGGCGGCAGCCAGCGCAUCGUGCGCGCACGAUCCGGCCGCUGCGGCCGCGGCGCUCAAGUCCGGAUACCCGCUGGUGUACCCCACGCACCCGCUGCACGGCGUGCACUCAUCGCUAACGGCUGCCGCCGCUGCCGGCGCCACGCCGCCCUCCCUGGCCGGCCACCCCCUCUACCCCUACGGCUUCAUGCUUCCUAACGACCCGCUCCCCCACAUCUGCAACUGGGUGUCGGCCAACGGGCCGUGUGACAAGCGCUUCGCCACGUCCGAAGAGCUGCUGAGCCACUUGCGGACCCAUACGGCCUUCCCCGGGACAGACAAACUGCUGUCGGGCUACCCCAGCUCGUCGUCUCUAGCCAGCGCCGCAGCGGCCGCCAUGGCUUGCCACAUGCACAUCCCCACGUCCGGCGCUCCGGGCAGCCCCGGGACGCUGGCGCUGCGUAGCCCCCACCACGCGCUGGGACUCAGCAGCCGCUACCACCCCUACUCUAAGAGCCCGCUCCCUACGCCCGGCGCUCCCGUGCCCGUGCCCGCCGCCACCGGACCCUACUACUCCCCCUACGCCCUCUACGGACAGAGACUGACCACGGCCUCGGCACUGGGGUAUCAGUGAGGGCUGUCGGGAGGGCUAGCGAGGGAGAGAAAGGAGCUGGGGGGAGGGGAGGGGCGGGAACAGGGCAGAGGCUACUGUCACCCGCGCUUGGGGAUGACCCGGGCCAGGAAAGGAAAAAAAUAUAUACCGUAUCUAUCUACCCGAAACAGCGACCGAGACCCGGUGGGAAACUUCCCUUUCCCCCACCUCUCACCUCCCCACCCAAACUUUAUAAAAGUUGAAAAAAUAUCAUUUGACUUUUUAUAGAAAAAGAAGGAAAAAAUAAUUGAGAAAGUGUUCAUCUGAGGACUGCAUCGGUGGACACUGGUAUUUAUUUAUGUUAGCUCCAAGCGGACCCGUGGUUCAAAAGUGCAUUAUUUAGUUUGAGCUCCGUAGGUUAAAAAAAGAGGAGGGGGAAAAAAUUAAAACUUGAGGGUAAAAAUGUGGAAAACAAACCCUCCCGUCCCUUGUAGAUUAUAAAUAAAUACAAAACCGCCACAGAACUAGAGGUCUUCUCUUUAAUGUUACUUUAAAAUUGCUAUGAUUGUAUUGUACGUUCUUAUUUAAUGUCUGAUUGAAACACAAAUUUACAUGCAUGUUUGUUACAAAAAAUGAAAAACAAAGCAAGUCACAAUUUGUCAGCUCUGAUUUCAAAUUGCAAUUAUUUUUAAGGUGUAUACCAUCGAAAGAGAAUGGGUAUUUUUUUGUAUGUAUUCUGGAAGAAAACAAAAAAAAGGAAAAUUCUAUUCCAAAACCUCAUUUGCCUUAUUUUGUUCUUUAAAAGGAACACAACUAUUUUUAAUUUUUAAGUCCACCCGCUGAGAAGGGGACAAGUAAGGUUUACGUCGUGUACUAAAAUAAUAGACAAUGUAUCGCUUUAAAGAUUAAAAUUCCGUAUAUUUGAUGUAUUAAAAGGUUUUACUUCUUCUUAUCUUUUUUAUUUUUUGGUUAAAGAGAAAGAAAAGCAUGACAGUUUCGGCCUCAGUGGGUUCCCUGGGCCUCACGGCUACUCCUUCCCAGGACGGUGGCCGCGUUUCCGAUUGUUUUGUUGUGAUUUUCAGGAACAGGCAAAGGCUUCGGAAGGACUGGCCAGUCGUGGGGUUGGCCUUGGGGAAAAUAUUCUUAAAGAGGGGAUUCCACAAUUUGGAAAGAUAGUGUCCUUAGCUAUUGCUCAUUUCGUUUUUAAUUUUCCUCCCAGCAGCUGGUUUGUUAAAAGUGAAAGAAGAAAAAAAAAGAGGAAGAUUUUUUUUUUUAAUUUCCCUCUUGAGAUUUUGGGGAGUUUAGGUUUCGUUUUGUGCAGAGAGCGGCGCAGGCUGGGACUAGCCCGCCUGGCCUCUGCCCCGGGGAGGUGCCGCUGCCCGCUGUCCCUCUCCACUUUCCAAGUAUCUCCUGUCCCGGGCGGGCAGCGAGGGGACGGAGGGCGCUUGGGAAGCUGUUUCUCAGGCGUGGGGGGAAGGCGCCGAACCCUCUUGUCCCUCGGGGGAAAGUGAGUUCGCUCUCCUUUUCUUCUUCUGGCUGCCGAGAGCCAGAGGUGGCCGCCAGCCGACCCCCUCCGGCGCCCCGCGGGCUCCUUCCUCUCUCCGGAGUCUGGACCCGUGGCAGGCCGGCGCCGCGGCUGCUUUGGCGCGUCCCGAUUUCUCUGCAGCCCGCGCUCUAUCCCAGUCUGCGCCGCAGGAAAGCGCGCCGGGGCACGGGACCCGGAAGCCCCUUCAAAUACGGCCCCGCGAGGGUCCUGGCGCCCAUUCUUGGCUUCCCCGGGGCGACCAGGUAGGUGCCGAGGGCCGUUCUGGGCUGCGAGCUCCGCUCCGAAAAGGCGCGGUGGGACCCUCCGUCUGGGCGCGGAUCCCCGCCGUGCGCGCCUGUCCCUUCUCCCCAACUUGAGCGGCGGGACUGAGCUGCCUAAAACGCCAAUGGAACCACGCAGAGAAGACCCCUACUCUUUUUUGGGGAUGGGGGCGUCCAAGGCCCACACCCCCAACUCCCCCUGCUGCUCACACACACACUCAUACUCUAGGCCUGGGCGCUCGCCCUCCCGGGUCCGCGGGAGCUCUGGGCCCAGAGCACGCCUUUCCUGGGGUCCCCGGACCACGGAGUCGCGGCGCUGAACGCGCACCCCGAACUCCCCUCUCUCUGGGCUCAGGCUGUUCUGGGUUUCCCAGCUACCGGCCUCCCUCUGCGCCAAGCUCCCCCUGCUGCCUGGGGAGGCUCAACCGCCCUGCGGAAGCCGCCCUCGGCCUCGGGCCUGGGACUUCGGUCGGUGAGCCGCGCGGCCCUCGCCACCAUUUGCUCGCGGGUUUGUGGCUGAGGUUUUCCACCCUCCUUCCAGCGUCGGCCUCAUGGCUGCCGGGCCUCUUCCCGGGUUGCACGCAAAGCAGCUCCGGCGACCUCCAGGCUGCCGCGGGGAGCUCCCAGGCCCGCGCCUGUCGAGGACUUGGUGGAUACUAAGGCCCCGUCGCCGCCUCCCCAGAGAGGGGCAGCCUCCAGCGCCUCCGACCCUCCCGACUCUGAGAACAAGGGCUGGCGCCCGAGGAGGACCCUGGCCGGCGGUGUGUGGGACGCCGCGACCCUGCUCCCACUCUGGUCCAGCUAAGAAAGGCUGGGCUG
Messenger RNA from Diceros bicornis minor, 4947 nucleotides. RefSeq names its product zinc finger protein 503 (gene ZNF503). NCBI's taxonomy places the organism in Eukaryota, Metazoa, Chordata, Mammalia, Perissodactyla, Rhinocerotidae. Gene Ontology annotation, cellular component: nucleus. The transcript has 2 exons. The record is from RefSeq and is a predicted model, not a curated record. The coding region runs from base 436 to 2364 and encodes 642 amino acids. Gene Ontology annotation, biological process: negative regulation of DNA-templated transcription.